ACUACUCCUCUUAUGAGUUAUGACUUGGUCCUUCACGACCUUCACCUUUUCCACUAGCUCUUUAUGCCUCUCUCUCACUUGCUCUGGUCCAAAAACACAAACAAAACCCAAAAGACCCACUUUUCAUAGAUUCAAGAAAUCAUGUACUAUCUUCCCAGUUCUUGUUUGGUCUUGUUCUUUCUCUUCUCCUUAUUUCACCAUCUUCCCUGUGUUUCAAGUAAACAAGAACUUGGAUUGUGUGAAGCUCAGUUUCAGUGCGGGAACAUCACCGCCGGUUUCCCCUUCUGGGGAGGGAAACGUCACAAAGAUUGCGGUCAUCCAUUGCUGGAACUUCGCUGCCCUAACAACAUCACCUCCUUAACCAUCUCAAACCAUCUGUACCAUGUUCUCCAUAUAGAUCAAACAUCUAAGACUCUUAAACUUUCCAGUUCAGAGUUACAAGGUUCAUUUUGCAACUCUACAUUCACAGGCACAACCUUGCCUCCCCAAAUCUUUGAGCUUUCACCGACCUUCAAGAACCUCACUGUUUUCUACCUCUGCGACCCUAAGCGUUCUUACCAUUCAAGUUAUACAUGUCCUGGUUGGGGUCCUAUCUCAGUUUCUGAAAACCUUGAUUAUCAUAAGUCCUGCCUUGACAGUUUCACAAUUAACGUUCCUAAGAGCUUUGUUCCAGAAGAGAAAGAGUUAAAUUUAACACAUAUAGAAAGUGCUUUAAGAGAAGGGUUUGAGGUAAAGCUAAAGAUUGACCAGAAAGCGUGUCAAGACUGUUCAUCUCAUGAAAUCUGCGGCUUCAACAAUACCACACAUGUUUGCUGCAAAGAAGCCUCAUCAUCAGCAUGCAACUCACUCCAUCCACCCAGCCCUGGCUCUAGACAUGUGUUGGAGGUGUUACAAGAGAGGGUCCAUUCAUUUUUUUUCUCCAAAAAACAUAAGAAAAAAGGACCUUUUUCUUUUUUCCAGCUCAGGGAUCUCAAUUUUAUUGAGCCGGACUUGCAUCCACCCGUAGGGGAACCUUCACCCGGCCCCAUUGCUAUUCCCGACUUUGAUGUAGAAGUUGAUUAUGCUCCACUGUCUCCAGGGUCUUAUGAUGGGAGAGAGGAUGGUAAACCUCGUAUUAGCUUCUGGGUAUUCCUACCAGUAGUUCUUCUUCUGAUUCUGUUCGUGGUCUUAAUCUACGGAAAUAUAAAGAAAUCAAAUGAUCUGGGUCAACAGAACAUUCCAAACCCAAAACUCCUAGCACUUAUUCCACUGAAGCAUUAUAGUUACGAAGAACUGAGGAGGAUUACAAAUUCAUUCGCGGAAGUAGUCGGGAGAGGAGGAUUUGGAACUGUCUAUAGAGGAAUAUUUUCUGAUGGUCGUAUGGUUGCAGUGAAGGUCUUGAAAGACUUGAUGGGUAAUAGUGGUGAAGACUUCAUCAAUGAAGUUGCAAGCAUGAGCCAAACUUCUCAUGUCAACAUCGUUACCCUGUUAGGGUUCUGCUAUGAAGGUUACAAGAGAGCAAUUAUAUAUGAAUUUAUGGAAAAUGGGUCUCUUGAUAAAUUCCUCUCAAGCAAGAAGUCGUCAAAUAUAGACUGGAGGGAACUAUAUGGGAUUGCGCUAGGCGUUGCUCGUGGUCUAGAGUACUUACAUCAUGGCUGCACAACAAGAAUUGUACAUUUCGACAUAAAACCACAGAAUGUACUCUUAGAUAACAAUCUUUCCCCGAAAGUUUCAGACUUUGGUCUUGCUAAACUCUGCGAAAGGAAAGAAAGCUUAUUGUCCCUUCUACACACAAGAGGAACCAUAGGGUACAUUGCACCCGAAGUGUUUUCAAGAGUUUAUGGCAGCGUCUCCUACAAGUCAGAUGUGUAUAGCUAUGGAAUGUUGGUUCUCGAGAUAAUAGGAGCUAGGAACAAAUCAUCAACUGGCGAUACUGCAUCUAGCACAAGCUCAAUGUACUUUCCUGAAUGGAUAUAUAGGGAUCUUGAGAAGGCAGACAAAGGAAAGCGUAUCGAGAAUGGAAUCAGCAGCGAAGAAGAUGAGAUAGCAAAGAAGAUGACGAUAGUAGGUUUGUGGUGUAUUCAGCCUUGGCCAUCAGAUCGCCCAACGAUGAAUAGAGUCGUAGAGAUGAUGGAAGGGAACCUGGAUGCUCUUGAAGUCCCUCCUAGGCCUGUUUUCCAACAAAUCCCCACAUCAAAUCUUCAAGAAUCUUCUACCUUUUCAGAGGAUAGCUCGGCAUACACAGAAGUAUGUUCCAUAAAUGUCGCAUAAAGAAAGAAACCUCCUUGGAACCUAUUAAAGCAAAAAAAAAACAGCCGCUACACUUAUUUAUUUUUACAGCUUUGUCUGGCAUGACAAGCCAAGGAAAGAUGAGAUCAAUAAUUUUGAGUUUCAUUUUCAAAUAUAACCUGUUUUGUAAAUGUUUGAGCCAUUGUAUUUUUGUCACUAUCAGGCCUUUUCAUGGGAGCAAUUCACUACUUCAUGCCUA
Molecule: messenger RNA, 2467 nt
Organism: Arabidopsis lyrata subsp. lyrata
Lineage: Eukaryota; Viridiplantae; Streptophyta; Magnoliopsida; Brassicales; Brassicaceae
Product: LEAF RUST 10 DISEASE-RESISTANCE LOCUS RECEPTOR-LIKE PROTEIN KINASE-like 2.4
Exons: 3
Coding region: 142-2250 (702 amino acids)
Biological process (GO): protein phosphorylation
Molecular function (GO): protein kinase activity; ATP binding; polysaccharide binding
Source: RefSeq, a predicted model, not a curated record